CGCUUGCACGACAGUGCGCGCGCAUCAUCGGCGCCGAUCGGUCACUCUCGCGCACAUGUGUUUAACAAAACCUUGACUCGUGUCAUUCCGUAAAUACCAAAUUCAAAAAAUAUGAAUUAAAGGUUUUCAAAACGUGAAAGGGAUAAAAUGCUGUGUUUUAGAAGUGUGCGAGUGAGAGAGGCGAGGUGGAAAGUGUUGUGCGCGUCUGAUCGCGUGUUUUACCAUUCUGGCGCAGGAGUUUUCGGACAUCGACCGCGGAUUGUCAAUGAGGCCGAAAUACCUCAAGAUGUAUUAACAAGAAGGUUUGAGAACUGUCGCGCGCAACAACUAGUCGACGCGUAUCGCACCCACGGACACUUGAAAGCCACUAUCGAUAAUGUGGACUAUAGAAACGAGAACAGAAAUGUGAAGGAGCUUAAUAUAUCAAGAUAUGGGCUGUCGUCCGAGGAUGCUGUUGAUUUAGGCCUCCUGUACGGACACAGCGGCCGGCAAUCUGUUAAGGCUCUAGUGGAGGCGUUAGAGAAAACAUACUGCGGGCCUAUUUCCUACGAAUUCUCUUAUUUGGAGACUGAAGCAGAACGAGAAUGGUUCGCUCAAAGAAUAGAAAGCAGCGCAGACGUUAUAAACAAUGAACGCAGAGUUGAGAUCGCUAAAGAGCUACUCCAUUCCCAAGCGUGGGAUAAGUUCUUAUCUACAAAAUAUCCUACAGUGAAGCGGUAUUGCGGUGAAGGCGCUGAAUCUCUCCUCACUUUCUUCUCUACGCUGUUUAGAUUGACUACUGCUGAGGGCGUAGAACAAGUGAUAUUAGGCAUGGCUCAUAGAGGAAAACUGAACGUACUAAGUGGUCUAUUAAAAUGUCCGCCUGUGAAAAUAUUCCAUAAAUUUAAUGGCAACCCAGAGUUCCCUGACGAAGCUAAUGCCGCUUGCGAUAUUUCUACACAUCUUAGUGCGUCGGUAGACAUCACGCUGAAUGAGAAAACUGUUCGGUUUUCUUUAUUAAACAACCCUUCUCACUUGGAGGCCGCUAAUCCGGUAUCCAUGGGGAAAGCGAGGUCAAAGCAAUUGCAACUAAAGGAGGGGGACUAUUCCUUAGACGGAUCAUCGCGGAUGGGCGAUAAAGUACUUAAUGUCCAGAUCCAUGGAGAUGCAGCGUUUACUGGACAAGGUGUAAAUCAAGAAACGCUAAUGUUAUCACAAGCACCUCACUGCAACGUUGGUGGAUCUUUACACGUUGUUGUUAAUAAUCAGGUCGGAUUCACACUGCCAGCUUUACGCGGUCGCUCCUGCCGAUACGUCACAGAUUUAGCGAAAGCAAUAUCCGUGCCAGUUAUUCAUGUCAAUGGAGAUCACCCUGAGUUAGUAGCAAAAGCGACCAACAUAGCCUUCGAAUACCAACGCGAAUUCCGUAAAGAUGUGUUCGUGGACUACAACUGCUUUAGACGCUGGGGCCACAACGAGGUUGACGACCCCACCUUCACAAACCCUCUACUCUACAAGCUUAUACAUAGCAGAAAGUCCAUUCCUGACGUGUACGCAGAGAAAUUGAUGUCAGAGGGAGUUCUGACCAAACAGGACGUGGAGAAUAUAUCAGCGGAGUACAUGCAGUAUUUACAAUCGCAGUACGAGAGCGUCGCUUCGUACAAGCCCGAGGUCUCAUACUUCCAAGAGCAGUGGUCGUCGAUGUAUUUCGCACCGCAAGCCGUGGAGACCUGGGACACAGGUGUCGACGCUGGUCUGCUGAAGACCAUUGGACAGGCUUCCGUCAACACUCCUGAAGCAUUUAACAUUCAUCCGCAUUUGGCUAAAACUCAUGUGAAGAAUCGGUUAGCCAAGCUGUCUCAGGAGAAGGAAUUGGAUUGGGCUACGGCCGAGGCAUUGGCGUUUGGUUCGUUACUAAUGGAGGGUCGGCACGUGAGGCUGAGCGGCGAGGAUGUUGGUCGCGGCACCUUCUCCCACCGGCAUGUCAUGCUGGUUGACCAGCAGGACGAGUCCAUACACAUCCCCUUGAACCAUAUACAUGAGGACCAGAAGGGAUUCUUAGAGGUCGCGAACUCGAUUUUGUCUGAAGAAGCUGUCCUAGGUUUCGAAUACGGCAUGGCUUACGACUCUCCCGACAAUCUUUGUAUUUGGGAGGCACAAUUCGGCGACUUCUACAACGGAGCUCAGAUCAUUGUGGAUACCUUCAUCGCAUCCGGAGAAGCAAAAUGGGUCCGCAGCAACGGUCUAGUGAUGCUCUUACCUCAUGGUUACGACGGCGCGGCGUCCGAGCACUCCUCCUGCAGAGUGGAGAGGUUCCUUCAAAUCACGGACAGCUCGGAGACGGCUCCAGACUCCGAAGCUGUUUGCUUGCAUAUAGCUAACCCUACAACACCGGCGCAGUACUUCCAUUUGUUAAGAAGACAAAUGGCGCGCAACUAUAGAAAGCCAUUAGUCGUGGUUGCACCCAAAAUUCUGUUGCGAUUACCCGAUGCAGUGUCGCCGCUAUCAGACUUCACUCCUCGCACACAUUUCCACACAGUAAUCGGUGACCAACUAGCAGACCAAUUGAAAGUAAAGAGAGUGAUAUUAGUAAGCGGUAAACAUUACUACGAACUCCAUAAAGAAAGAGUGAAAGCGAAGAUUGAUGACGUAGCUAUUGUGAGGGUUGAAGGACUCGCUCCGUUCCCUCUACAGGCGCUGCAGAAGGAACUAGACAAAUACCCUAAUGCUAGAAAAUUCAUCUGGAGUCAAGAGGAACACAGGAACAUGGGAGCUUGGAGCUUCGUCAAACCACGAUUCGAGAAUUUGUGUGGCAGAAAGUUAGUGUACGCGGGUCGCGAAGUGGCCGCGACUCCGGCUGUGGGAGCCGCCACACUGCACAGAGCCGAAGUACAACACGUGCUCAGAGAACCACUGUAUAAUAUUAAAUGAAUGUGAUAAAUAACUACUGAAACACCACGGAUAAAGUCUACGUGACGCGCUUCUCAAAGAUAUGAAUUUAAUAAAAUAUUAUGUUAGGUAAAUUUUAUUAUCUAUAAUAGUUUAUUCUAUAGUUUCAAUAGAGCAUAUAGCAUUUUUUUUUUACUAUGUGUAGCAGCUAUUCUAUGAAAACAUAUCGAAAAAAAAAUAUUUAUAUAUUCAGACACGGCGUUCGCUUAUUCAACGGUAUCAUAGAGACAUUCGACAUAGGUACAUACCUACAUUCAAGCAUAGAUUAAUGCAAAUAUUCAGCAGUAUCCAUAGACUUUAAAGGAUCCCUAACCAUACUGAAGCCUUCUUUUUACAUCUACCAUUAUAAUUGAAAAUUAAGCUAUAAUGUAACUUGAAUAUAUUAUACUUAAAAAUGUACUUACUGACAAGUCAUUCUGCGAGUGGGCGCCGUGUCCUAUUUAUUCGUUCAAAUUAUAAUAAUUAUAUUCUUUGUUAUUGCAAUUGUGAGAAAGUGUGAUGUUUGGGGUAUAUGUAUUUCGUCAAAAAUGUAUGCAAAAUUGCAUUUUAUGUUGCAUUCGUUGAGUACUUGCUUUUAAAUUUAGUUGCAAGAUUGGACUCAUACAUACAAAACAUUGCAAAUUAAUUAAAGCUUGUAAUAUAUAAUGUCAGUUUUAAAAUGUGCACUGCCAGAUUGCUAAAAUAAUAUACUAUUUACUCGA
Manduca sexta (tobacco hornworm) is the source of this 3629-nucleotide messenger RNA. Its product is annotated as probable 2-oxoglutarate dehydrogenase E1 component DHKTD1 homolog, mitochondrial. The coding region runs from base 148 to 2910 and encodes 920 amino acids. The record is from RefSeq and is a predicted model, not a curated record. Gene Ontology annotation, molecular function: oxoglutarate dehydrogenase (succinyl-transferring) activity; thiamine pyrophosphate binding. The transcript has 20 exons. NCBI's taxonomy places the organism in Eukaryota, Metazoa, Arthropoda, Insecta, Lepidoptera, Sphingidae. Gene Ontology annotation, biological process: tricarboxylic acid cycle.